AUGGAAUCAUUGGAGAAUUAUUUUAAAGAAUGGGCUUCACAGUAUGGUCAACUUAAGUUUACAAAGACGGAAAUCGAAAAGAAAAUGUUAAAAUUGUUGUAUGAGCUUAGAGACGCAUACUUAACAUUGCUCAUAAUGCUGGCAAAAGGGUAUAAACAAGAUAAGAAUAGGCUUAUUGAAUUACUCAAUAUAACAUAUUGCCCGGCAUCUAUUCUUGUAGAAUCAGGCCUCACUGUGAGAUAUUUGAUGAAAGAAACAAAUUAUGACCAAUUUCUAAAAAGUCUUCUAAAUAAUGUUGAGGCUAACCAUGAAGCCCCCAGGUUUAGCAAAUCUUUGAUAUUAAG
Messenger RNA from Dentiscutata erythropus, 344 nucleotides. The record is from the annotation of a GenBank genome assembly. Lineage: Eukaryota; Fungi; Glomeromycota; Glomeromycetes; Diversisporales; Gigasporaceae.